This is a messenger RNA of Linum tenue, 1383 nucleotides long. Lineage: Eukaryota; Viridiplantae; Streptophyta; Magnoliopsida; Malpighiales; Linaceae. The record is from the annotation of a GenBank genome assembly.
CUUCAAACCAGAUUUCGGACCCGAACUUUGACUAGGGUUUAGGGUUUGCGCAGAGGGAGGUGAAGUAACAGAACAGAGGAGAGAACACAUAGGCGUCGUCCAGCUUGCCGACUUUGCGACGGAAGUUCCGACUCCGAUGGAGGCCGAGAAUCAGAUGCAGGUAGACCUCGGCCAUCUACUGGCGUUCGACCCGUACCACCACUUCCCUUCUCCGCCUAAAUCCAGGGAGGAAUUAGUGACACAAUGCUUGAGUGAGGGAACUAAAUUAGUUCAAGCGGUUGUUGAUGGUCUUUUCAACUUGACUUCGACUGAAGCUCUGGAGGGUCCGCUUGUGAAGCUACCUAAGCCGACGACCAGGCUGCCCAGGGAGAAACAUUUACCAAGGCCUAAGCCUCCAACAAAAUGGGAGUUGUUUGCCAAAUCGAAAGGAAUUCAGAAACGUAAAAAGAACAAGGUCUUGUGGGAUGAACAAACUGACAGCUGGAAACGUAGUUAUGGAUAUGAUCGUGUCAAUGAUGACGCAGAUGUUCCUAUUAUCGAGGCCAAGAUGACUGAUGAACCUGGAGGGGAUCCUUUUGCCAAGAGGAAAGAAGAGAAGAAGAAAAGAGUUGAAAAGACUGAGAAGAACCGUUUGCAGAAUUUGAAACAAGCUGCCAAAAUUGGUGCCUUACCAAGCCACGUUCAGCUAGCUGCCACAGCAUUACCUAUAACAGGAACACAAGCACCACCAAAGAAAAUUACGAAAGACGAACUGGGAAGUGUUGCAGGGCUUGCUGCAACCGCCACAGCCAGUGGUGGAAAGUUUGAUAAGAAGGUGGCUGGUGAAAAGCCCGUCAAACACCAAGGAAAACACCGCAAGUUCCUACCUGCAGCUGAAGGUUCAGGGAUGGGCAACCGAGAGAAGGAACAAACUGACAAAGUUCUGAACAAACUAAUGGCGAAAAAUUCACACGAGAUACUCAACGUUGGCAAGGCCGUGAGCAUGUACAAUGUGAAGAAGCAGAGAGAUGGAAGGAAUCAGAAAGGGAGAUCAUCCUUCGACUCGAGCAGCAAGUUGAAACCAAAUGGGAAACCCAUGAAAGGUGACAAGAAGUCUCCAUAUCAGAAGUCUAGAAAAGGCGGCAGCCAUGGUGGUGGCUCGAAGAAAGGGAAGGCUGAAUAGUAACUAUCAAGUAUCAACCCCCAAAUUUUGUCAUAUGAAGUUUUGGAUUUGUAGGUCUCUGUAUUUCCUAUCACAUUUGAUAAUAUGGCCAAUUCUAUCUUCUACUCUCUCUCCAAGUAUUAGUGUAUCCUUUGUUUACAUUACAUCACUCACAAUGGAUGGAAUUUGUACACAGACUUAUGUGCACAUCACUUCAAAGUGUUGAAAGUUGCAUUUGUCUU